Messenger RNA from Pteronotus mesoamericanus, 3216 nucleotides. RefSeq names its product cyclin J (gene CCNJ). The transcript is spliced from 6 exons. Gene Ontology annotation, molecular function: cyclin-dependent protein serine/threonine kinase regulator activity. The coding region runs from base 196 to 1347 and encodes 383 amino acids. Gene Ontology annotation, biological process: mitotic cell cycle phase transition; regulation of cyclin-dependent protein serine/threonine kinase activity. Gene Ontology annotation, cellular component: cyclin-dependent protein kinase holoenzyme complex; nucleus; cytoplasm. The record is from RefSeq and is a predicted model, not a curated record. NCBI's taxonomy places the organism in Eukaryota, Metazoa, Chordata, Mammalia, Chiroptera, Mormoopidae.
CCGCCUGCCGGUCCUUUAACAAUGGGCGGCGCGAGCGCCCAGGCGCUGGGCCCGAGCUGAGGCCGGCGCUUCGCGGCCGACUGUCUGCAGCAUGAGCGGGGCCGGCAUACCCCGCAUGGUCGCGGGGCUGGGGCUGUGAGGGCCACGGUUCCGGGCUGAAGUUGCCGCGUCUGGCCAAGCGCGCCGCCGGGUCCCAUGGAGCUGGAGGGGCAGUGGUGGCGGGGACAGCUGGCUGCCGAUAUUCAUCAGGCCCUUCGGUACAAGGAGCUGAAGUUGCCCUCCUACAAAGGCCAGUCCCCUCAACUAAGUCUCAGAAGGUAUUUUGCUGACUUGAUUGCCAUUGUGAGCAAUCGCUUUACACUCUGCCCUUCUGCCCGACAUCUUGCUGUCUAUUUGCUGGACCUGUUUAUGGAUCGGUAUGACAUCUCUAUCCAGCAGUUGCAUUUAGUUGCACUUUCCUGUCUGCUUCUAGCAAGUAAAUUCGAAGAAAAAGAAGAUAGUGUGCCUAAGCUAGAGCAGCUCAACAGCCUGGGUUGUAUGACUAAUAUGAAUCUAGUAUUAACAAAACAAAAUUUGCUACAUAUGGAACUAUUAUUAUUAGAAACCUUUCAAUGGAACCUCUGCCUUCCAACAGCCGCUCAUUUCAUCGAAUAUUAUCUCUCUGAAGCAGUACAUGAAACAGAUCUUCAUGAUGGCUGGCCAAUGAUUUGCUUGGAAAAAACUAAACUCUACAUGGCCAAGUAUGCAGAUUACUUCCUGGAAGUAUCUUUGCAAGAUUAUGCCUUUCUAAAUUAUGCACCUUCUUUAGUAGCUGCUGCAUGUGUGGCUUCUUCAAGGAUUAUACUUCGUCUUUCUCCAACGUGGCCUACAAGACUGCAUCGUCUUACUGCUUACUCGUGGGAUUUCUUAGUGCAGUGCAUUGAACGGCUGUUGGUUGCUCAUGAUAAUGAUGUGAAAGAAGCAAACAAGCAAAGAGGACAAGCAGUACCUCAGCCAGCUCAACUAAGUGUGUUCCAGACAACCUCCCAGCCCUCGCGGCCAGUUCACUUUCAGCAACCUCAGUAUCUCCAUCAGACUCAUCAGACUUCACUACAGUAUCGCCAUCCUGUAGCAGAACAACCAAGCUGUCAGCAGAUCGUAUCUACCACACACUCCUCAUCUUACACACUACAGACAUGUCCUGCUGGCUUCCAAACUAGUGUUCAGGGCCUGGGGCACGUGCAGACCGGUGUUGGCAUGUCAUUGGCAAUACCAGUAGAAGUUAAGCCCUGUCUGAAUGUUUCUUAUAACCGGAGUUACCAGAUAAAUGAACAUUACCCUUGUAUUACUCCAUGUUUUGAAAGGUGAUUUUAUGUGAAGGUAACACCUAAUCCAGACUGUUUUGUGACUUGAAGCUCUGGGACAAGCUUUUUGUAAACUCCUCUAAAGGAAUUCAGAUUGCAUCAGAACUCUUCAAAUAGCAGCACCAGGAAAACUGAGUAUCACUUUGAAUGCACCAUGAAUACUUGGAAGAACUAAACAAACACUGCAAACACUUUAACAGUAUGUAUGUCAAAUUCUGUUAAAUACCUAACGUGACAAAAAUUUCAGACCCUAGCUGAUGGUCCAAAUAUUUCAAAAAUAUUCACUACAACAGAAAAUUUGGGCAGACUCCAUCCAUUUCGUCAUUUUGAGAUUUGACCUGUGGUUAGGCUCUGGGCUUAAUGUUGGCUUGUAUGUCGGAGAUUAAUGUUUGUCUGUGGACUUGCCAAACGGUCUCUUUAUGAAGGAAACGUACAGUAUUAAUUUUUGAAGAGUUCCUUUUUUUUUAUUUUGCAGUUUUGCAUUAUAUUCUAAUCCACAAAUGAAUUUUUGACUAAGUUUAAAGUUAUGAGUCACUAUGCUCUACCAAUUUGUGCAGUAAACAAAAAAAAAAAAAGAAUUUCGAUGAUUCUAUAUAACCUCCUGUCACAGAGUGUAUAGGUACCUGGAUUUAUGUACUAAAAUUAAGGGUGGAGUAGAUCUCUUAAAAUCAUGGCCAUAAAUUUUUGUUGUUUUUUCCCUAAGUGAUCAACCUCAAAUCUUUAGAAUUAAAACACACUUAACUCAGGGAAUUUGUACUACUUGGAAACACGUAACUGUAAUGCAACAUGUUUUGGGAAUGUUAUAGUAUGAACUACCUUUAUAACAUAGAAUAAAUACUUCUGCUAGGAUGUAUUUUCAAAUGAGAACAUAACUGUAGCUUAGAAUGACUGAAAUGGUGGUUUCUAUCAUUCAUAAUACAUGUAUGGGUUUUGCAUUUCUCAGUGCAAUCAUUGAUUUAUACGCAGAUUUUAUUUUACUCUAAAGUUUUUUCAAGGGAAGGCAUAACUGUAAAAUGUCAGUGCUAGAAUUAAGUCCUGUAGGUUUAUUUUUAAGUGGAAUGUGGCCAGGGUAGUUCUCAGGUUGUGCUAGAAUAGCACUUUGUUACAUGGAAGACAGGUUUUAUAGGCAACCUUUGUAUCCAGCUAGUCAGUAUAAGCAGACAGAGAUGUUGAUUACUAAACUUCAGUAGCCAUUUUCAAUAGAUUAGCCCCAGAAACUGCCCGGGGACUUUUCACUGUACUGGUAAUGAGUGAAAACGGCAAUAACAAAUCAUUACAGCAAGGGCAAUUUGGGGGUAAAGAGUUUGGAGGGAGUCAACUUAAAAAGUAAAAAAAAAAAAAAAAAAAAAAAAAUCAUGUAAUAACAAACUAUAUACAUUGUGCUCUUAUCUGUGGGAGAACAGAGAUUUGGUGGAGGGAAGCUUUCUGAUUUAAAAAUUAGUAAAGUGUGUCUUUGUUUGUAUUUUUUUUUUAAGAUAGCACUUGAAUAGAAGGGAAAUUGCAUGGCAGGUGUGCGACUGCCACAGUAUGCAUUGAAGACAAACUUAUUAUAGAAGAUGUUAUGGGUAUGCAGCGGGAGUCUCAGUAAUUAAGCCAAAUGGCUUCUGUUAGGAAGGGAAGGGACUCGAAAACUGAUCCAGAUGGCUCCAGUGGGUAAGUGUGGGUGGGUGGCUUCUGCCAGAGUGAAUUCUUAGAGAAUGUCCUUUCCUUAAAACAAAGGUAACUUUUAUAAUUAGAGUAUAUAGGGCAUGUUAUGGAUUUAUUAGUCUGGUAGAUAAAAAUUUAAAAACCACUCAGGUAAGAACACUCACAUGGCAGUUUUCACGCCUGAAAAUUGUUUUCUGAAAGUGUCAUCAUUUUUCCUCUUUAUAGA